ACCAAUCACAGCAUGCAAACACUAGGCAGUAAAAUGCCAUCUUGCUCAACACCUUUGCUGUACCUCUACUACCUGUUGCUAGUGCCAUGCUUUCAACUCUUGGAAGAAGCACAUGCGGCGCGCCAUGGAGGGAUCUCACUGAGGUCUCAACACAUGGCCCUCCUCCACUGGAAAUCUACACUUGGAAGCCCACCGCUGCAGAUGAGCACUUGGCGGGAAAACACCAGUCCGUGCAACUGGACAGGCAUCAAGUGUACGGCAGUUCGCCACGGCCGCCGCAUGCCCUGGGUGGUGACCAACAUCACGCUGCCGGAUGCUGGCAUCCGUGGCCAACUUGGUGAGCUCAACUUUUUGGCUCUUCCAUUCCUCGCAUGUAUCGACCUCAGUAACAACAGUCUCCAUGGUGCACUGCCCGGUAGUAUCAACUCCCUGUCAGCACUUUCAAUAGUUGACCUUACCUACAACAAGCUCACUGGGAAAAUUCCUUAUGAGAUUGGUGACCUACAAAGUCUCAGACAUCUUGGUCUCUCAUUUAAUAGACUCACAGGGCAUAUCCCAGCGUCUCUAGGCAACCUAACGAUGUUAACUGAUCUCCUCAUUCACCAAAACAUGGUAUCAGGUCCCAUUCCUGAGGAGAUUGGGAGGCUUGUCAACCUACAAAUUCUACAGCUAAGCAACAACACCUUAACCGGCAUGAUACCAAAAACCCUUGGAAAUCUGUCCCAACUAAAUACUUUGUUGCUCUAUGGUAAUCAACUUUCGGGGCCUAUACCCCAAGAACUAGGCAGGCUAGUCCAUUUGCAAAGUCUUCAGCUUCAUUCAAAUGCUUUUUUAGGUCCAAUUCCAAUCUCCAUAACCAAUCUCACUAAGAUGAAAACACUCUUUCUCUACAGAAAUCAAAUCACGGGUCCAAUACCUUUAGAAUUGGGCAUCUUGUUGAAUCUCCAAGCAUUAGACUUGUGCAACAACCAAAUAUCUGGCUCUAUUCCUGGCAGCUUAGGAAAUAUUACUAAGCUAGUACUACUAUCCCUAUUUGGAAAUCAGAUAACAGGUUCCAUUCCCCAAGAGAUUGGCAAUCUGAUGAACCUCGAAUAUUUAAAAUUGUAUCAGAACCAAAUUUCUGGAUCAAUACCAAAAACUUUUGGGAUGUUGCAAAGCCUGAAAGAACUGCAAAUCUUUAGUAACAAAUUAUCAGGUCCUCUUCCUAAAGAAUUUGGAGAACUCAUAAACCUUUUUGUACUUGGGAUGUCUAGGAACUCACUUUCAGGACCUUUACCCGCAAAUAUAUGUUCAGGUGGCAGACUUCAGCGUUUCUCUGUCGCUUCUAAUAUGUUCAAUGGCCCCAUACCAAGGAGUUUGAAGACAUGUACAAGUUUGGUUCGAAUUAACCUUGAGAGGAACCAACUAAUAGGAGACAUAUCUCAUCAUUUUGGUGUGUAUCCACAACUGACAAAGAUGCGCUUGACAUCGAAUAGACUCUCUGGGAGGAUCUCACCAAAUCUAGGUGCAUGUACCCAACUAAUAGAACUAAAUCUAGCAAACAAUAUGAUCACAGGUUCCAUAUCUCCAAUCCUUUCUAACUUGUCCAACCUAGUAGAGCUAAGACUCGAUUCUAAUCAUCUCAGUGGUGAGAUUCCGCCCGAAAUCUGCACUUUAACUAAUCUAUAUAGCCUGAACUUAUCGUCGAACCAAUUAUCUGGAUCCAUACCUAAACAGAUAGAAAAGCUGAGCAAUCUAGGAUAUUUUGAUAUAUCUGGGAAUAGACUGAGUGGAUUAAUACCUGAGGAACUAGGGGCCUGCAUGAAACUACUAUCCUUGAAGAUCAACAACAACAUCUUCCGCGGGAUUUUGCCUGGUGCGAUUGGAAAUUUAGCAGGCCUGCAGAUCAUGCUAGAUGUGAGCAACAAUAACCUUAGCGGUGUGUUGCCGCAGCAACUUGGGAAGUUGGAGAUGCUAGAAUUUCUGAAUUUAUCCCAUAAUCAGUUCAGCGGCAGCAUUUCCUCCUCUGUUGCAAGCAUGGCGAGCCUUUCAACACUUGAUGUGUCCUACAACGACAUGGAAGGAUCAGUCCCAAUAGCAUGGCUACUCCAGAAUGCUUCGGCAAGUUGGUUUCUUCCAAAUAAAGAUUUGUGUGGUAACCUCUCUGGCCUGCCACCUUGUUAUUCAACUCCAGUUGCUGGUCACCACGAACAGAAGAUACUAGGUUGGCUUUUGCCAAUUGCUCUUGUGGUAGGUUUCGGCAUUGUUGCUGCAAUUGCUGUCAUAAUAAUGCUUAGUUGUAACAAGAGAAAACCACAAGAUGGUGCCACUGCUGAAGCAAGGGACCUAUUCUCUGUUUGGAAUUUUGAUGGAAGAUUAACAUUUGACAACAUUGUAAGGGCAACAGAAGAUUUCCAUGAUAAGUACAUCAUAGGAACAGGAGGAUACGGCAAAGUCUUUAAGGCACAACUCCAAGAUGGUCAGCUAGUUGCUGUGAAGAAGCUUCAUCAGACCGAAGAGGAGUUGGACAAUGAAAGAAGAUUUCACAGUGAAAUGGUAAUCUUAUCACAAAUCCGACAACGAAGCAUUGUCAAAAUGUAUGGAUUCUGCUCCCAUCCCGCAUAUAAAUUUCUCGUAUAUGACUACAUUCAACACGGUAGCCUCCACAGUACACUGGAGAAUGAUGAGCUAGCAAAGGAAUUGGAUUGGCAGAGGAGAAUUAUUGUCGCGACUGAUGUGGCUCAAGCAAUAUCUUAUUUGCACCAAGAAUGCAGUCCACCUAUAAUCCAUCGAGAUAUCACGAGCAACAACAUAUUGCUUGAUAAAACCUUCAAGGCUUUUGUCUCGGAUUUCGGCACAGCAAGGAUUCUUAAGCCUGAUUCAUCAAACUGGAGUGGACUAGCAGGGACGUAUGGAUACAUAGCUCCUGAACUCUCGUACACAUCUGUUGUCACGGAGAAAUGUGAUGUCUAUAGCUUUGGUGUGGUUGUGCUAGAACUAGUAAUGGGGAAGCAUCCAAGGGAUCUAUUAGACGGUAGUUUGUCAAGCGGGGAACAAGCUAUGCUGGUGAAAGAUAUUCUAGACCAACGGCCGACAACACCAACAAUAACAGAAGAGAAUAGCUUAACUCUGCUCCUCGAGCUAGCCUUUUCUUGCUUGGAAUCUUCUCCACAAGCAAGGCCAACCAUGCGGGAGGCAUGCCAAACACUCAUCCAGCGACCCUCUUCUAGUUCCUGCCCCGUGCUUUUCAGCGCACUUACAUUACAGCAAGGGAGUGAUGCAUGUUGAUAUAUGAUCUGAAUUCUAGUAAAAAGCCAGGGUCCAUCGUAGCGGAAGCCGAUUUUUAGGUUUAUAUUUUGCCUCGAGUCACUCAUAUACCAUCUAUAUAUGUUGAAGUCUGUAAUCAUCCCGUGUCAUCUCGUAGGUUUUACUUCUAGCAAAAAUAAUAACCGGUCCAUGCAGCGUGAGCCUGUUCACGACAUGGCCGGAUCAGUAGUUGCAUGCUAUUACAAUCGCCUCGUGGGAUGGCAUGAGUACCGGCUGUAGCGGCUUAGAACUUGAGGCAUGGUCAAGGGACCGGGGAUGGCAUGUCCGUGAAGCUUGGUCAUGGCACAAGAUUAGGAUCUUUAUGUUAGCUAUUAGUUGAGCUAAUGAGCUGUUUAAAUAAAGAGGAGAACAAAGCAGAAAAGCUGCAACAGUUUACACAGCACAAAUAUCCACUGAUUCUUCUCCCUCCCUAUGCCUCGGGAUGAGUUCAUGACUCGUUGUAAGUGGUCGAUGCGUAAACAAGAACAAAUAAAUAUAAACAC
This is a messenger RNA of Triticum urartu, 3788 nucleotides long. NCBI's taxonomy places the organism in Eukaryota, Viridiplantae, Streptophyta, Magnoliopsida, Poales, Poaceae. The record is from RefSeq and is a predicted model, not a curated record.